Molecule: messenger RNA, 3600 nt
Organism: Truncatella angustata
Lineage: Eukaryota; Fungi; Ascomycota; Sordariomycetes; Amphisphaeriales; Sporocadaceae
Exons: 4
Coding region: 149-3271 (1040 amino acids)
Biological process (GO): protein desumoylation
Cellular component (GO): cytoplasm; nucleus
Molecular function (GO): SUMO-specific endopeptidase activity
Source: RefSeq, a predicted model, not a curated record
CAGACGAUAUCUGAUACUGCCAUCUUGAGACAAGGAAAGAAGAAAACCCCCCACGAUAGUCCCCAGGUUGCAACUACUUCUACUCUUCACACCCAAACACCUCUGACUCGACCAGACUGGGAGUCCCUCUUCCUGUCCGCGAGCCCUCAUGAUGGUCAUUAGAAAAUUCAUGGAUAGCCUCACCGGCGCCUUCAAGCCUACUAAUACACUGAACGGCACACAGCACCAGCGUACACUGCCCCCUCUGCCCGACGCGCCGUUGGCUUCCGCCUCUCACGAGCCGCCCGCCACGAAACAGAAGAGUCACGAGCCAGACACAUUCUCCACCUCACAGUCCUACUUCGCCAUUGAUUCAGAGCCCAGAUCUGCCCCUGCGCGGAGACCUUCCGCCAGCAGUAUACUAUCAGGAGACUUCCCCCGGAAGGCAGCCAGUGUUCAGUCGUCAAGCAAACCCGCGAGUCUGACAAACGUCGGGGAAUAUCGGUCGGUCGAAAAGCAGACCCAGCCUCCAAAAUCCAAGAGAAAACGCCUGGGAAAACUACCAAACAUUUGUGCCUCGAGUCCGCAGGUUCUAGAUGACAGUGACAGUAUUGUGGACGAUGGCGAUGCCGAGAAAGUUGACCUGAUACAAGCCUGGGAGAUGGAUAAACAGCCGAAUGCCCCCAUCGAGCACCAAGAUAAGCCCCUCGACGAGUAUCGCGAGCGUUUCUACAGACCCUCCUACCUACCAAGCAAGCCCACUGCCUCCCAACCCAAUGCUUCCAAACGAAAAUGGGGAUUGGAUUCAAAGGAGCCUCGCAAGCAACCUAGGAACUCGAGUCCUGAUCCUUUGAGCGGGGAAGGCGAGUUCGUCCACAGAAGCUUGCCUCAGUCGAGGACAAUCGCAUCCAAGAGCGAGUCUCGAAGAGGAGAGAUCCGGCCUACAGAAUUCAAGAAGCCACCAAAAGCAGCCGCUGAUUCCCGCAAAGGCAAUAAACGGCCAGACAUCGACCAUGCCAGGGAUAUCCUUGGGACGGGACUUAGGAUCAAAUCAGCUGUUGAUGGCCGGUACAUGUAUUCUGCACUCAGGGAAGAUCCAAAUGAAGAGUGCUCACUGCGCGUACACGAUGUCAGCACUAUACUUCUACCCACGACCAGUGAAGGAGAUGUGAUGGGAGAAUACAGCUACCUUGCGGUGGACUUGAAGAAGUCCAAUGCGAUCAAGUAUGAAACGACACCUGGCCACGUCGUCUGUAUUGAGCGAUCUCUGGACCCCGGCAUGUCGGCUGGGCCAAAAUUACUUGUCGAGUUUACCGACCGCAAAGGGCUCGAGUUGUUUGUACAAUGGGUUCAAAUGGAAAGGAGCGAAUCGCUGCAACUUAGCGUCCAAGCCGUGCAAGACGACAAGCUGAGCAAGACACUGGGUCACAUGGGGGAGAAAGCCACAAAAAGCAAGGUCCUGAGAGACUCGGACAACACUCUGUCCCAGGUACCCGACGACGUCAAACUUAUGGAACGGCAACACGAAAAGCGAUUGCAAACUUCGCAGCCAUUAGCUCCAUGGAACCGAAAGCCGUCUGGGCCGCCAAAACUCCGCGACGCUAUGCGACCUCCCCCUUCCCAUAACCAUGUUCGUGAAGAGGAGUCUAUAACCAUUCCGGAAAGUCCUACAGCAUUAGCACCCGUCACUCGCGCAAGUCGAACACGUUCAGUCAAGCUCAUUGACAGGGUUCCCACCCCUAAAGGCUGGACGGAUGAGCACCCUAACUGGGAGAAGAGCUGGCGAAAUUCAUUGGUCUUUCCACCCCAGGGCAAGAACCGAGCCACUGUUGACAAAGAGGACAUAGUUAGACUUGAUGAAGGGCAAUUCCUCAACGACAACCUAAUCAUCUUUGGUCUACGCUAUUUACAAGAUCAACUAGAAAAGGAGCGGCCCGAGAUUGCCAAGCGAGUCUACUUUCAUAACACAUUCUUCUAUGACAAGCUCAAACCUUCAAAAAGCGGCGCUGGCAUAAACUACGACAGCGUCAAGGGCUGGACGGCCAAAGUGGACUUGUUUACGAAGGACUUCAUUGUCGUCCCUAUCAAUGAGCACGCUCACUGGUAUGUUGCGAUUAUCUACAAUGCGCCGAAGCUUAUUCCGGAAGAAAAUACAUCGGGGCUAGAUAGGAGAACAGAGACUGCUGAUGACGUUGAUGGCAUUCCAUCUGAAACCGAGCAAGCGGCAAUCACCGGCCAGCAUCUUACGGUUGCCCAUGAUAUUAGUACUCUCGGGGAAAGUGUUCCUUUGGUCGAGGAAGAGAUGCGUCGAAUGUCCAUAACAAGCUCAAACGAUGCCACAGAGCCGUCUGGCCAGGAUAAACAGGCUAAUAAGGAACUUCAAGGUGGGAACCAACCAACGGAGAAUGAGGACGUUUACGAAAUGAUUGAAAGCGAUGUGUAUGCCGCAGGAACACAACCCACCAAUGCUGCCUCUCGAAGAAAGGCACCGAAGAAAUCGAACAGCGGACAGCGCAAGCAUGAUACAAGUCAGCCGAAGAUCAUCACGUUGGACUCAUUGGGAUCAGCACAUUCCCCAGCGUGUUCGUACCUUCGCCAGUAUAUGGUCGCAGAGUUGAAAGACAAGAAGGGCCUUGAGGUUCCUGACCCUGGCAAGCUUGGCAUAACAGCGAAGCAUAUACCACUGCAAGAAAACUACUGCGAUUGCGGUCUGUAUCUUAUUGGCUACAUUGACGCUUUUCAGAGGGAUCCAGAUAAAUUCAUCCACAGCCUCUUGCAGUACGGCGAACCAGACUGGGAGUUGAAUUCAUCAGCCACGCGUCACAAGCUGAGAGAGUUAAUUUUCGAGCUUCAACGUCAGCAGCGGGAACGAGAAGAUCUCGAAGAGGCCGAAAAACGAGAAAGAAAACGCAAGAUCGCAGAGCAGAAGCGUAGCAAAAGUCGACCGUCAUCAAGUGAUGGAAAGUCCGAUAAACAGUCAACAGAGCCAGCGGAUCACGCAACGAAAUCGACUGUGAGGUCGGAAUUAUCUUCAGCGCUUGACAUAUGCCAGAACUCGACAACCCAGAAUACUUGUGAUGCCUCCUCUUUACUCCGCCGGAAUCUACGAGCAUCAAACAUCAAUACUGGUCAAGUUCUGAGUGGUGGCACGAAGUUCAACGAGCCUUUGUCGGGGACCAAAGAUACACCUCACGACCGCGAGACGACUACUCCGCAUGGUCGGGAAGCAGAACUUUGUUUCACUGCCCAAGUCGCCCGAACCCUUGGGGGAUACCUCGGACAACCCUGUUGAUCUCAGUAGCGCACAUCCAAGCAGCGUGCCCGAGCUUGACCUCCUGCAACGCCUCGAUGACGCUCUCACAACGGAGCAAAGGAGAAGGAGAAAAGAAAGACAAGAUGAAACAAGACCAACACGGGACCCUGACACUCCACGAAAAUCUGUGGAGCAGCAGAUGACCACUUUGUCCCAAGAAGAGGUCCGGGAAAUUCAGGUUCAGACGCCGCUCAAAGCGAAGAGAAAGCGUGAAGAAGAUCGUUCGCCAAAGACUAACAUUGAGAUCGAAAUACUCUCUAAUAACCUCAAGCGGCCUAGAGAUGCAACCAGCUCUCAUUACAGUCGGC